AUAUAUAUAUCAAACAUGUCAUUGAACGAAGAAAGUUCAUUACAUGAUGUUGUUGAACAUCAACAAGAACAACAACAACAACAACAACAGCAAGAGCGUAUAGACAAUAUAGGAUUGAACAAUGAGCAGCAGCAGCCAGUAGCAAUAGCAGCAGCAUCAAUUAUAGAAAAAGUCAAUGAUAAUGUUCCAAUUGUAAAGGAUGAUAAUGAACCAGUGAGCUCUCAAUCGCAAGGUCCAGCUCCUGUUGUUGAGCCUACAUCAUUGGUACCAUUGCAAACAGAUACAUUGGACUCAACUGCUCCACCUACAACAUCAACAACAUCUACAACUGCUACAACUGCUACAACUGAGAAGAAACAGACAAAGACAGCAGCAUCAACAACAACAACACAGACAGUGGUGACACCAGUAAAGAGGACAAGUGAUCUUAGUCGACCUACUGCUGCAUCAUCAGCAAAGACACCUUCAACCUCGACAUCUACAACGACCUCAUCACUGACACCUAGACGAUCAUCAACUGCCAGUGCCGCCACGACAAAGUCGGCCACUAUGUCAUCGACAAUGUCAUCUCGUACCACAUCCACGACCACACCAUCUUCGGCACAGAAGCGAUGGUCCGUCACUGGAGCCAAUCCAAGUAGUUUGACGCCACUCAGGAGCGUGACCUCGUCAACAUCAUCGAGCUCAUCCUCAACCACAUCAACAUCAACGCCGUCCAGGACAAGGACUUCGACUACAACGACAUCUACGCUCACAUCCACAUCGACUCCAACCAAAUCAACGACAACGAUCUCACCAUCACGAUCAACAACACCUCAGCGUGGAUCCACAUUGCCAAAGUCAUUCUCGCCAACAACAACAACGACCAGCAGCAGCAGCAGCAGUAGUAGUAGUACGACGCCAAGCACAUUGAGGACACCUCCAACAUCGACUGCACGAUCACUCUCAAGCUCAUCGCUUCCAAGACCUUCAUCGACUUCAACAUCAUCCACACCACAGUCACCUGCGAAUGGCUCAUCGAUGACCUCCUCAAGGAGUCCGUAUCUUCCCCGAUCAACAGUGUCCCCUAGGUCCUCCACUGGAUCACCUACCUCAACGACGACGACGAGCACAUCAGGCACACCUUCGUCGUCGACCUCUACACCAGGAACGAAAGUUGGCAGGUCACCUGCACUGACAUCAUCGCCACCAUCAUCUCCGCUGCCAAAUAUUGGUCGAUCGCUAAACUCGGCCUCUGUCACCAACGGAACAUCAGCAUCGUCAUCAUCGUCAUCGUCUUCCUCGAGCACUCCAAUCAAACGUCUUAGCACGAUCAAUACCACUUCAACUUCAACAUCGUCGCCUUCAUCAUCGCCGAUUGUUAUCAGAAGGAAGUCAUCACCAUCAACUCUUACCAGCACUCCAACCACCUCGACUACCUCAACAACAUCGACCCCCUCCACCCCUUCCAAGGAGCCAGCAAAGAGGAGCAGCCUCUCCACGACAUCCACAACCUCGACCACACCGUCCAAACCAAGGACAACUAUGAGUGGCACCAGUAGCAGUAGCAGUAGAUCAUCAAGCACAUUGUCAUCAACACCUGUCAAGUCGACAACAUCUGGCUCAUCAAGCAGCAGCAGUAGCAGCACAAUAAGAAAGCCACCAUUGCCAUUGUCAAAGAAGUCAUCAUCGUCGACAUCACUGCCAACCUCAACUAGGACCACCACCAAGUUGUCACCAUCAAUACAAUCACCAACUACAAUCUCGCCAAGGUCAAAGAAUGAAGAAACAGAGAGCAGUGGCAAUGGAGCAACAAAGACGACACCAGUCAAGACCUUUGUUCCUCCAGUCUUGGUCUCAUCGCACUCAUCUCCAUCACUCCAAAUACCAUCAAAGGACAAGACAGAGACCAACAACUCCUCCUCCAUUGCCAUCCCUUUGCCAACACUGACGCCGCUCUCAGUGUCCAGUGAUGGUGUACAAUCACAGAACUCACCAAAGUCUGUCUCAGCCCCAUCCACAGUGCCCGCGCCAUCACCCGUCAUGUCCAAGAGCCCCCUGGCACAGAUCCAGCGCGACAUUGUCGAGGACACCAGACGCAUCUGGGCCAAGCCGUUCUCACAGACACCCGUGGGAGUUGAUCUGCCGCGACUGGCCUCCUGUAUUUCUAUUUAUGAAUCGAGCACCAACCCUGGCGUCGACCUGGCCAACAAGGGCAAUGCAAAGAAGACAGUGUACGACGUGCUGCAGGGCAUGCGUGAGCUGAUGGAGCCAGGCUUCGUCGCAGACGACGCUUUCAAACAGACCUACGAAGCCAUACCAAGGAAUGAGGACGGCACAUUCAACCCCAACGACCUGGCGGUCUACCUGGCGACAGAAUACAACGAGUCGAUAAUGAACCUGCUCAAGGUGUGCAGCCAGGCCAUCAUCGCGCCGUCAGUGCUCGAGCUCCGUCUGGGCAUAUGUCCGCGCACGCUCAUGUUCAAGGACGCUGGCGGCUGGAACAUCAAGUUGGCGCGCGACGACACUACAGGCGGCAUCGUCGUGUCGCACUGCAAGAAGCAACAACAUAUGGACCUUCGCAAGGCGGAGGAGUACUUUGAGUUUGUCUGGGAGUUGGAGAUCGUGUUCAACAAGGAGGUCACCCAGAUGAAGCAUGUAUCAUUAUCGAUCUUGGAGCUGAACUAUGGCGAGAAGACACGUCAGGACAAGAAGGACGAGUAUCUUGCCAUCUUUGCCAAUCAUCUAAAGAAGUCCAAACAACAACAACAACCGGAGCAAGAAUCAACUUCCUCUUCUUCUUCAUCACCUCCAACAGCAGCAACAACAACAGAUACUACCUCUUCUUCCAUCACCACCCCAUCACCAACUCCAUUUCCAGUGCCAUCAGUUACAUCAAUAGAGCAACAACAGCCA
This is a messenger RNA of Acytostelium subglobosum LB1, 2895 nucleotides long. RefSeq lists its product as hypothetical. The annotation marks the transcript as partial. NCBI's taxonomy places the organism in Eukaryota, Evosea, Eumycetozoa, Acytosteliales, Acytosteliaceae. The record is from RefSeq and is a predicted model, not a curated record. The transcript has 5 exons.